Molecule: messenger RNA, 1698 nt
Organism: Trachemys scripta elegans
Lineage: Eukaryota; Metazoa; Chordata; Testudines; Emydidae
Product: ras-related protein Rab-18-B-like
Exons: 7
Coding region: 58-792 (244 amino acids)
Molecular function (GO): GTP binding; GTPase activity
Source: RefSeq, a predicted model, not a curated record
UCGCGCUGCGGUGUGCUGAUACACCGGCCGGGCCGGGGGGGGGCCGACUGGGCGUGUAUGGCUGUCUCCGGCCCUUUCACAACAGGCCCAGGGAGGAGGCGGUGGGACGGGACUCUAGGGCGGAGCUGGGGCACCGAGCGUCUCUCCCUGCCCGGGCGGGGUGCGGAGGCAGCUGCGCGGGGCCCGGCCAUGGCCACGCUGAAGCUGCUGGUGGUUGGGGACAGCGCGGUGGGGAAGUCCAGUCUCUUGCUGAGAUUCACCGAUGACACGUUUGAGCCGUACUUGAACCCCACGAUAGGUGUUGAUUUUAAAGUGAAGAAAAUGGUGGUUGACGGCAAUCCAGUGCAACUUGCAAUAUGGGAUACAGCGGGACAGGAACGGUUUAGAACACUGACUCCCAGUUAUUACCGAGGCGCUCAAGGUGUUAUUUUAGUGUAUGAUGUCACGAGAAAAGACACUUUCACAAACCUAAUGACCUGGCUGAACGAGCUGGAGGCAUAUGCUACGCGGAGCAACAUUGUAAAAAUGUUAGUUGGCAAUAAAAUUGACAAGCCAGAUCGUGAGAUAAACAAAAGGGAGGGACUCCAGUUCGCUAGGAAACACUCAAUGCUCUUUAUAGAGACCAGUGCUAAAACACGGGAUGGAGUACAAUGUGCCUUUGAGGAAGUAGUUAUAAAGAUCCUACAGACUCCAGGACUUUGGGAUAAAGACAAACAAAAGUUUGGAGUCCAGUUGGAGACUGCAACACACACAGAGGAAGACGUUUGUGGUGGAUACUGUACACUUACUUAAAUUCACAGAUGCCUAUUCCAUCCGACCAGCUGGACUUUCAGGCAUGUUGCUAAGAGCUUACAAAGAGACAAUCCAACUUCCAUUCUGGACACAUGUGAUUCAUGCUAUGGGACCAACCCAGAUGGGUUCAUUUCAGCACACCUGCCUGGUUUUAAAAUAAUAGAUUUGAUGGUUACUAUGUUCGCAAAAAUGAAAUGGAUAUUUAUUUGUAUGAAGCAUGGUACCUCUUGCUCUGACAUUAUUUGCUCAAAAAAUAAGACUGCAGUGUCAGAUAGCAGCAUAAUGUUAUUCGUCAUAGGGCUAAUAAUAGAGCCAAGCUGUCCAACCCUCAGGCUUUAUUGAAAAGCUUUUAAUCUCUACAGUAAGCGUGCAAGGUCCUCAGGCAGCCAAGUUCCCUUGAAGGGUUGAAAAGACACUUCCCAUGCUACAAUCUGGGAUAAUCACUGAUUCUACCUCCCUGUUUCAGGUGCUUUUAUGUGCUGGAACUCCCUCUGAGACCUUUUCCAUUCGACUUAUCCAGAACAUUUCAUCCAGUUCUCUCGGAUCCAAAAACUCAGUUCAACUCCAGCUCAUCACUCGGUUACUUCAUUAGGCAUGGAACAGUUCUGUGCCCACACUAGCCAGGCCUAGACGUAGGUGGUUUAGAUACAGGGUGACACACAUUUUUCCAGCUACUAACAUCUAUACUUUUUAAAUGUAAGUGGUUUGGACAUCAUACGGAUCAUGUAAGGACCAGUUGCUUUGCAGAGUGCGUAGGGCCCAAUCACUUCUGUCUUCACCUUAGGUACAUUUCAAGCUUAUCAGUUCAAAGUGUCCCCACUUACCUCAGCUAGUUCAAAAACACUGUCUCCAGAAGACUAGGGUGACCAGAUUACAUGAACAAAAUAUUGGGACAGAUUGGGGGGG